AUGGCGCUUGUUGUUUCAUUAACUAUAGUAUUGGUAGUGAUAUUAUUUAUAUCAGUGUAUUGUUAUGUGAUCCGAAAUUUUGAUUAUUGGAGGAAGCGGAGAAUACCAUACAUUGAACCUACUCCAUUUUUUGGAAAUAUUGGAUCGGUAUUUAGAUGUAAAGAAUCCAUUGGACAAUGUAUUGCUACGUUACAUAAGCAAACUAAUGAACCAUUUGUUGGUAUUUUCACCGUUGAUUGUCCAGCACUGCUAAUACGAGAUUUGGAAUUAAUGCGUCAUAUAUUAAUAAAGGAUUUCAAUUCAUUCACCGAUCGUAAUUUUGCACCAGAUCCUGAAAUUGAGCCACUUGCUUCGCAUGGUUUGUUUUGUUUAACUGGUGAAAAAUGGCGUAAUUUACGUGGAAAAUUAACAUCAGCAUUUUCAAUAAGCCGAAUAAAAAACAUGUUCUAUUUAGUUGAACAGUGUGCUGAACCAAUGAACAAGAUACUAACCAGGCAUGCUGAAAAUAAUGAACCAUUAGAUGUAAAAGAUUUUAUGGCUCGUUAUACAACCGAUGUUAUAUCGACAUGUGUAUUUGGUGUGACUGGAAAUGCAAUAAACGAUCCCAAUUGGGAUUUUUAUCAUAUUGGACGAUCAGUAUUUAAAACAUCACCAUUAGAUUCUGUAAAAUCUGGUCUGUUGAUUUUUGCUCCGUGGUUUGUAAAACUUUUUGGUAUUCAUAUGAUAAAUGAUAGUAUUUAUGAUGCGAUACGCAAAUCAAUUUGGACAGCAAUUGAUUUGCGACAGAAGAAUAAUAUCGUACGUAAUGAUUUUAUUGAUUUGUUAUUGCAAAUUAGAGAAAAAUCUUUAGCUGAAGAUCGUAGAAAUGAUGAAAGUGUAUUAUGUAAGUAGCUUUUAGAUGGUGAUGCUUUAGUAGGGCAAGCUUUUGUAUUUUUACUAGGCGGCUAUGAAACAUCUUCAACAACCAUGAGUUUAGCCUUGUAUGAAAUGGCUUUAAAUCCUGUAAUUCAACAGAAAGUACGAAGAGAAAUUGAUAUAGUUUUGGCUAAACAUAAUAAUACAAUGAGCUAUGAAGCUGUGCACGAAAUGACAUAUUUAAAUCAAGUGGUUUCCGAAACACUAAGAAAAUAUCCAGCAUUACCAUUUUUGGAUCGAAACUGUGUGAAAGAUUAUAUUAUACCUGGAACAAAUGUAAAAAUUGAUUGUGGUACAAAAGUUUUUAUAUCAUUGUUAUCUCUUCACCACGAUCCAGAAAUAUUUCCAAAUCCAGAACAAUUUGAUCCAGAUCGUUUUACUGAGGAGAAUAUUUCAAAGCGCCAUAAGUUUGCUUAUUUACCGUUUGGGAAUGGACCACGAAUAUGUAUAGGUAUGCGAUUUGGAUUGCUUCAAACUAAAGUUGGUUUGAUAUAUUUGUUGAAGAACUUUGAAAUUGAGCCGUUGCUUGAGACAAUGAAACCUGUUGAAUUUACAUCAACAAAUAUCACAUUGGCGAUUAAACAUCCACUGAAAUUAAGGAUUAAAAAACGAACAGAUUAA
Chrysoperla carnea is the source of this 1536-nucleotide messenger RNA. RefSeq names its product cytochrome P450 6j1-like. Lineage: Eukaryota; Metazoa; Arthropoda; Insecta; Neuroptera; Chrysopidae. The transcript has 5 exons. Gene Ontology annotation, molecular function: oxidoreductase activity, acting on paired donors, with incorporation or reduction of molecular oxygen; heme binding; iron ion binding. The record is from RefSeq and is a predicted model, not a curated record.